AUGAGUGCUGAAGCCCAACCUCCGGCCAGCAGUAGCGAUGCCGAUACACUGCAGCCGAUGCUUACAGCCAUGGCGACUUCAGAACCCUGCGCGCCGACGGGAACAUCCUUUAGCGGCUCGAAUGACGCUUCUUCCUCAAAGGCCCCUGCAAUUCCGAAGAAUUCUCCGAGGAGUCUUCGGUUGCUCAUCGUUGCAGGUCCAAGCGGCGCCUUUGGCUUUUCCGUGAGCCACACAACUCGGCAGCCUCGUCCAGGCGAACAACAUGGCCGCGAAUAUUAUUUCGUCUCGCGGGAGGUGAUUGAGGAUCUCCGGGAUAGAGGAGCUUUGUUGGAGCAUGCAGUGUUCUCGGGAAACAUGUACGCCACCUCUGUGGAGGAGGUUCGACGCAUUUCAGAGAUGGGACAGAUCUGUUUGCUCGAGAUCGACCUCGUUGGGGUUGCAAAGUUGCAGAAGCGGCUCAAUCAUGCGCGAGAAGAAUUGGAAGCAUCGAAGAACCUGCCAUGGGAUCUGCGGCUUCUCAAUAAUUCCGUGGAGGUGGCUUGGACAGAACUGCGAGACGCCGUCAGUACGUGGUUCGGCCUCCCUGUGGAAACUGAGCAGUAG
Molecule: messenger RNA, 603 nt
Organism: Cyclospora cayetanensis
Lineage: Eukaryota; Apicomplexa; Conoidasida; Eucoccidiorida; Eimeriidae
Product: guanylate kinase
Exons: 4
Coding region: 1-603 (200 amino acids)
Cellular component (GO): cytosol
Molecular function (GO): GMP kinase activity
Source: RefSeq, a predicted model, not a curated record